AGCAGCGGCAGUGACAGGAGAAUCAGUAGCGCACAGUUUCACUCUUCACUCGCGGCUCUUUGCGGGAAACUUAUUUUAAACACAUGUCUAGUCUUUAACGACUUAAGACGACUUAGUGAGCAGUUAAAGUAACAUCAUAGACGUAAAUAAACAUUUCGCUUUUUUAAUACUAACAAGUUUAGGAAUAAUCUAUUCAUUAAAAUAAAGAAAAGGACGACUGGGAUUUGUUGCGUUAAAGCGGCGAUCAUUUUCCUGUAAUUUUUCUUGUAAUGUUAGUAAAGUUCUCCAGGUAGUGUAUAGAUUAUAAAGAAGACAGACAGCGACUAAACAGUUGCUGUAAAGUGAGUAAAAACGGCAUUAAUAGACAGGUGACUGCGGCUCAAAGCUGUCGGAGGACAUGGACUCUACAAAGGCUGGUGGAGUAAUAGCAUACAUUAGCUCCUCAAGCUCGGCCUCCAGUCCAGAGUCAUGUCACAGUGACUCCUCCAACAGCAGCUAUCAGUCCUGCUCCCCGCCUCACAGAGCCUCACCCAGUCAUCGCCAGGGCCAACAGAGCGAGCCCCUUCCUGUGGCCCCUCAUGCCCGCCCACCCAGGCAUGGUGGAGGGAAGGCACGAUCACCAUCCUCAGCCAAAAGUGGAAUUACUAAGAUUAAUGGUCUGGUGCUGCUAUGUAAAGUGUGUGGAGAUGUGGCUUCGGGAUUUCACUACGGCGUUCACGCCUGUGAGGGAUGUAAGGGUUUCUUCAGGAGGAGCAUUCAGCAGAACAUUCAGUAUAAGAAGUGCCUUAAGAACGAAAGCUGUCCCAUCAUGCGCGUCAACAGGAACCGAUGCCAGCAGUGCCGUUUUAAGAAGUGUCUGCUCGUGGGCAUGUCCAGAGAUGCUGUCCGCUUCGGCCGGAUUCCCAAACGCGAGAAGCAGAGGAUGCUGCUUGAGAUGCAGAAUGCCAUGAACAACAUGAUGAAUAACAGCAAUGGCAACCAGCCCCUGUCUGUUUGCAACCAGACUCCUCCUCCGGACAGCGGCUCCGGACCCUCCUCUCGCUCUCCAUCCGCUUCCCCCAGGAGCAACCGAUCCGAAUCCAGUCCUGCCCCAGAGCUGCUGGUCACUAUGGAUACCAGCAUGAGCUCAGAUUCUUCCAGUGCCACCGACAGCGGGGAGGAGGAGGUCAUUGGCACCGUCACCAGGGCACACCAGGAGACAUUCAUGUACAAUCAGGAGCAGGGCAAUGUGCCUUCAGAGGCCCCUAAAAACUACAGCCAUCACACAGAGGAGAGACAAGAGGUUUGGAACCAUCAGAUCAAUGCAUCCUCGGUGACCAAUCAGAAGCCUCUAUCAGGCUCUGUUGCACAAGACUCCAGCCACGAAUGUAGUACUCUGAGCGGCUGCCCUGUCCGAGUGGCCAACAGCUGCCCCGCCGGGCCAUCCCUACACAAUCUCUCUAUGAGAGCUCAGAAUGACCCGCAUGCCAACGGCAGCUAUAGUGUCCCGGCGAUGCACAUUUCCCGAUGUGCUAGUGGAAACAGGACGCACCUGGUUUGUCCCAUGAAUACAUCACCCUACGUGGACCCUCAGAAGGCAGGUCACAGUAUUUGGGAGGAGUUUUCCAUGAGUUUCACCCCAGCUGUCAGGGAGGUGGUGGAGUUCGCGAAACGCAUUCCUGGAUUCAAAGAUCUAUCCCAGCAUGACCAGGUCAGCCUGCUGAAGGCCGGCACCUUUGAGGUGCUGGUGGUGCGUUUUACAUCCCUGUUUAAUGUGAAGGAGCGCUCGGUCACGUUUCUGAGUGGCAGAAAGUAUAGCGUAGAGGCUCUGCGGUCUAUGGGUGCUGGAGACCUCCUCAACUCAAUGUUUGACUUCACUGAGAAACUACAAGCUCUGAACCUUAGCGAGGAGGAGAUGAGUCUUUUCACAGCCGUAGUGCUUGUGUCAGCAGAUCGUUCCGGUCUUGAAAGCGUUAACUCGGUUGAGGCGCUACAGGAAACUCUCAUUCGAGCUCUACGCACCUUGAUCACCAAGAACCACCCCAAUGAGAUCGCCAUCUUCACCAAACUGCUCCUCAAACUGCCUGACCUGCGCUCUCUCAACAACAUGCACUCCGAGCAGCUCCUGGCCUUCAAGGUCCAACCAUGACCACCCACCCGCUGCCCCCAUAAACUGUGGACCACGCUCCCCCUCCGAUUCCAGAACCUGUCUGCCUCUGCAGUCCGCUCGGCCGGGGAAAAGCUUUUUUUAAGUCAACUUGACUUGAGAAUUUCAAAGUGAAAUCCAGUGGACUGAUGAAGGUCUGUGGAGGAAGGAGGGGAGGGCAGAAACGUAAAAAGUUAUUGUACUGUAAAACGAUAUCGCCGCCUCUGUUUGUUCUAAUACACACAAACUCAAAGGUUUCGUUGUAGAUGCUUACGAGAGUUUGUAAGGUUACGAGGUCUGUGUGUUUGCAGAGGCAACUUGAAUUUGUUUGUAGAUUUAUGCCGUCUGUGCAAUAAGUGACACGUUCACUGUUUUUGGAUUGUUAGUUUUUUGGUCUGUUAAUCGUUUCAGAAAUUGGCUGUGUACCUGUGGCCAUAUGAAAGCUGGGUGGUUUUGCUGAGCCGAUGAUGGGAUUUUUCCCAAACACAGCUGGACAUCCAUUAUAAUUUAUAACUAAAAAUGGAGGAAUGUGGAACAAGCUGCUAAUCAAAGCUUU
Molecule: messenger RNA, 2681 nt
Organism: Paramisgurnus dabryanus
Lineage: Eukaryota; Metazoa; Chordata; Actinopteri; Cypriniformes; Cobitidae
Source: RefSeq, a predicted model, not a curated record